This is a messenger RNA of Zygotorulaspora mrakii, 1368 nucleotides long. RefSeq names its product Mdg1p (gene MDG1). Lineage: Eukaryota; Fungi; Ascomycota; Saccharomycetes; Saccharomycetales; Saccharomycetaceae. Gene Ontology annotation, biological process: signal transduction. Bases 1 to 1368 code for a protein of 455 amino acids. The transcript has a single exon. Gene Ontology annotation, cellular component: nucleus; nucleotide-activated protein kinase complex; cytoplasm. The record is from RefSeq and is a predicted model, not a curated record. Gene Ontology annotation, molecular function: protein kinase binding.
AUGACAAGUAUCGAGUAUACAUUCGAAUGGCCAGCUGGCCCUAAAGAGGUUAUUGUUACUGGCGAAUUCGAUGAGUGGAAAGGAACCUUACCUCUGGUCAAGAGCUCUACAGGAGCAUUUGAAUUAACGUUUCCAGUGAAAAUUCCUGAGGGUAGAGACAAAAUAUUCUUCAAAUUCAUCGUUGAUGGCAAUUGGGUCACUAGCGAUGCUUACAACAAGGGGUACGAUCAGCUUUCCGGUAUUGAAAAUAACUAUAUCUCCGAGACGGAGGCUGAAGCGUUGAGUGAGAACCCUGCUGAGGCCAAGAUUCCAGAGGCUGGUGGUUUGGCAUUUGCAACAGCUGCUACUAGAGGACCUAGCAAGACUGAGGACCCGUUGGAGACAAAUGUCCCAGUUGAGACAAAGGCUCCAGAUGAGACAAAGGUCCCAGAAGCUGCUGGUUUGCCAUUUGUUGCUGCCGCAGCGAAUGGUGCUGUGAAAACUGAGGAACCAGAGCAUGCAUUGGAUUCUCAAGCUAUAAAGGAGGUCACAAAGACGGUGGAUCCAGUUGACCCACCUGUACCAACGCCAACCGAGAAACACAAUGGCCCAACUCCUGGACCUGUUCCACAUAUUCCUGUCAACACUUCGCAGGCAGGCAUGGCGGCGGCAGCCUCUAAGGAAGUAUCCGAGCCCGAACAAAUUAGAUUUAAGAUUGUAAGAAGAAUCAGAAAAAAUAGGAAAACAGGUGAGGUUACCAUUCUUUCGGAGGAAAAAAUUCCCUUGGGCCCUGAUGAAGUCACGCCGGAGGGCUCAAUUGUUCACGUGGAGGAGACUGGCCACAUAGAUUCGGAACCUACGCCUGCCUCUCAACCCUCAAUACCAGCGGAGACAGGAACUGGAGUUAAUCAAUCAGGCCCUGAGGAGAACGUUCAUAUUCUUCCUAUAAGAGACCCAGCUCCAAAUGAUGAAACCGCCCACAAUCCAUUGGCAGGCGGACCUGGUCCGGUAAUUCCAAACAAUGCAGCUGAGAUCAAGGCAUUUACCCAAGUUAGAGAUGUUGACGCUAAGGCACUCAACGAAAGGUUAAACUCGGAAGUUGAAGGGACAUCCGCUACUACCUUAGAUCCCAAGACCAAUGUUUCAAUUUCAAAUGGGGGACCUGUUGAGCCAGCACCAGUAACUUCAAAGAUUGAGGCCGAAGAAGUUAAAAAAGUGGAAAACGAACCUGUUCCUGCUGAUGUUCCUUCGAAGGUGCCAGUCACUACCACGACCGCCACCAAAACCUCAAAGAAGCCUUCCCCAAAAACUGCAAGCCCACCUAAAUCCGAAGAAAAAAAGAAGAAGAAGGGCGGAUUUUUCUCUAAAUUAAAGAAAGUUUUCGACUAG